Messenger RNA from Drosophila ficusphila, 607 nucleotides. RefSeq lists its product as uncharacterized. NCBI's taxonomy places the organism in Eukaryota, Metazoa, Arthropoda, Insecta, Diptera, Drosophilidae. The record is from RefSeq and is a predicted model, not a curated record. The coding region runs from base 183 to 440 and encodes 85 amino acids. The transcript has a single exon.
UGCACAUAUCUUAAAAACGAUCAGCUAAAGAGCAGCUUUGGCUCUCUCAAUCUAAACAAAAGCCCUCCAGCUGAAAGCUUCGCUUGCUUUGGCAGAAGAAAUCGAAAAAAUAUAUUUCAAGCUCGAGUCAGUAGCGCAGUUCCCAAGCCCGAGGUUAGUGCUCGAGAAAUCCGAAAAACACCAUGGAUAUCUUAUCGAAACUUCUCCUGGUCGCCGGCCUGCUCAUGCUUAAUUGGCAGUGGGUGGCAGCCACGCCACAGCGUCCUACUCCGCCCACCACCCCGAGAAGCCAAGCCGGCGGGGUAUCCAUCUCCCCACCGUUGAUACCGAGUGUCAACCCCACGGAUAUUUUGGUCCAGAGUAUCUUCAACAUCUCCCCAAGUUGUCGGGAAGGAGAGAUUCGGGCGGGUCCACGCGGCAUGUGUCAUCGCAUCGCCUAGGAGAUAACCUCUGCCUGGGAAUUUAAAGAGGUUAAGCUAUUUUGGAGUCACCUCGUUAGUUGACCAGUAAUUGCCAGAUGAAAACGUGCCACAAGCUGCGUUUUUAUUGAUACUAAAAUGUAUUAAACAUACGAACAAAUAAACUAAUCAAAAAUCAUUUAAGUGCA